UGGGAAUUUGAGUUUAUACAUACUCAACUUAACAAUCUGCUCUCAUCUCAAAAAACGAAUCAAAAAUGUCAGGCGAGACUGAAGAAGCCGUGCGCCGCCGCGUCGCAACCGCCGAUUAUCGGAAAAAGUUACUCCAACACAAGGAGCUCGAGUCCCGUGUUCGCGGAGUGAGGGAUAGUUUGCGUACUGUGAAAAAGGAGUAUGCUAAGACUGAAGAUGAUCUCAAGUCACUUCAGAGUGUUGGACAAAUUAUCGGUGAAGUCUUGAGGCCUUUGGAUAAUGAGCGAUUGAUAGUCAAAGCUAGCAGCGGUCCAAGGUAUGUGGUUGGCUGUCGUAGUAAGGUGGACAAGGAAAAACUUACUGCUGGAACACGAGUGGUUCUUGAUAUGACUACUCUUACAAUUAUGCGAGCUUUACCCCGUGAAGUCGAUCCAGUUGUGUAUAACAUGCUUCAUGAAGAUCCUGGAAAUGUUAGCUAUUCAGCUGUUGGAGGUCUCUCAGAUCAGAUCCGAGAACUGAGGGAAUCAAUAGAAUUGCCUCUCAUGAACCCGGAGCUAUUCUUAAGGGUUGGCAUUAAACCUCCCAAGGGUGUUCUUCUAUAUGGACCUCCUGGAACAGGCAAGACAUUAUUAGCUAGAGCUAUUGCUAGCAAUAUAGAUGCUAACUUUUUAAAGGUUGUUUCUAGUGCGAUAAUUGAUAAAUACAUUGGUGAGAGUGCAAGAUUGAUCAGGGAAAUGUUUGGUUAUGCUCGUGAUCACCAACCCUGCAUCAUUUUUAUGGAUGAGAUUGAUGCCAUUGGGGGGCGUCGUUUCAGCGAGGGAACCAGUGCUGAUCGUGAAAUUCAAAGAACACUUAUGGAGUUGCUUAACCAGCUAGAUGGGUUUGACCAGCUUGGGAAGGUUAAAAUGAUCAUGGCUACCAAUAGACCAGAUGUUCUAGACCCUGCACUUCUACGUCCAGGCAGAUUAGACAGGAAAAUAGAGAUUCCGUUACCAAAUGAACAGUCAAGAAUGGAAAUCUUAAAGAUUCAUGCUGCUGGAAUUGCCAAGCACGGGGAAAUCGAUUAUGAGGCUGUUGUUAAGCUGGCUGAGGGUUUCAAUGGAGCUGAUCUCCGUAAUGUUUGCACCGAAGCUGGAAUGUCAGCUAUUCGUGCGGAACGAGAUUAUGUCAUCCAUGAAGAUUUCAUGAAGGCUGUCCGCAAACUGAAUGAAGCAAAGAAACUUGAGUCAACUGCUCAUUACAGUACUGAUUUUGGGAAGGAGUAGAAAUGAACACUGGUGAUUUCAGUUGAUGUAGCAGAUUGCCAGGGGAAGAUUGGCUCUUUGUUGCGCUUGCUUUUGUACACCUUUGUGGUUGGGAAAUCACUUGUCUCACAUCAACUUCUUAUCAUAUUACGUAAGCUUUUUAUUCUUUCGGUAAAGGUUGAAAGCAAGUGCUUUUGUUUUUAAGGAUGAAGAAAUCAAUAUGGAGAAUUGGAGUGUUUCAAGUGUUGAGAUCUAUUGCUUUUAUUUGAAGACAAAGUGCCAUUUGUUUUGCUUUAAAAUUUCCUCCCUAGAUGCUCUGAAACAUUGCUUUGCAGUUGGUGCAAGUAUUACCAAGUGUUGUCUUGUCUUAA
This is a messenger RNA of Daucus carota subsp. sativus, 1615 nucleotides long. RefSeq names its product 26S proteasome regulatory subunit 10B homolog A. Gene Ontology annotation, cellular component: proteasome regulatory particle, base subcomplex; cytosolic proteasome complex. Gene Ontology annotation, biological process: positive regulation of RNA polymerase II transcription preinitiation complex assembly. Gene Ontology annotation, molecular function: proteasome-activating activity; ATP hydrolysis activity; ATP binding. The record is from RefSeq and is a predicted model, not a curated record. NCBI's taxonomy places the organism in Eukaryota, Viridiplantae, Streptophyta, Magnoliopsida, Apiales, Apiaceae. The transcript has 10 exons. Bases 66 to 1265 code for a protein of 399 amino acids.